AUGCGGGACUCCGGCGUGGGCGGUCUGGCAGCACCGCUGGGGAUGAUUCUUGGCAAAGGCGAUUGCGACCAACCCGUGGUAGCGGGGCUGGGUCGGCGUGAUGCGGAUUUUGACGCCGGGCCGCUGGGAGACACGCCCAUCAUCGGACUCGCGACGACCAUGGAGGGCUUCCUGCCGAUCGCCCUGACGCGCCGGCGUGAAACACUGUUCACGACCGAAUGGACAGGAGGGCAACAUAAGGAAGAUAAGGAGGAAGAAGAAGGGAAGAAUGGAGAAAAAAGGCAGGCGGGGAGGUCGCCGAGGCCAUCCGUGGGCGGUCUGCGGCUGGAGAUCCAGUCGGAGCGGCGCGGGGCGGCGCUGAUCGCCCCGCCGGGGGUGGGCACAGCGUGCAGCCAGGGGGGGCGGGCGGCCAUGGAGGACGCCGGGGCGGUGGUCCACGAUUUGAUCGAGUUUCCGCUGGCGUUUCAGAGCGGGGAGAGGGUGGUGCCGCCGGCGCUGGAGGCUGACCUAGCUGGCCUGUGGGAGGCGCCCCUGGACGGGGGGAAUGCGGUGGAUUGGGUCCCGGGGCCCAGGGGAGAAGUCGCCGCCUGUGAAAAGGGAGGAAAAGAAGAGGGAAAAUGGGCAUCCAGCGGACUGAACCUUGCUGGCAAAGGGAGGGCUCAAGAGGAGGUUAGAUGCCUGGCAAGCGGAGGGGAGGCAGGAGAUGAGGAGAGAAGCCUUUUCGGUGAAGAAAGGGCAGAAGAUGAUGGCCAAUACCUUGCGUGUAGAGGACGGGCAAGAGAUGAUGGAACAAACCUUGCCGGUAAGGGAAGGGCAGGAGCAGAUGGACAGCUUGCCCGCGAAGCGGAGAUGGCGACGGUGGGCGAUUGCAUGCCGGGCUGCGGGUCGCCGAGGUCGCCUCUGGUGGAGAUCCCGUCGGAGAGGAGCGAAGGCGGGGGGGAGGCGGGGGAGGCGGUGAGGCGGGUGAUGACGCGGUUUCACUUCGCGGGCGUGUACGACGGGCACGGGGGUGGGCUGGUGGCCAGGGCCGUGGCGGAAAACCUGCACGUGCACCUAAGGAAGGCGCUGGACGCGGGGCUGGAGGCAUCCGUUCCCAGGUUGCAUGCUGGCCCCACAACCCAGGUGGCCCAGGGCUCCCGCUUCUGCUGGGCCCCCGGGCCUGCACUCCCCCGCGCGGAGCACCCUGGCCUGGGCCUGCCCCAGGUGGCUUGUGCAAUCCACAGCGCCUUUCGGCUGAUGGAUGGCCAGCUGAUGGAGGAGGGGGUGGCGGAGGACAUGGGCACCACGGCAGUGGUGGGCCUGGUGAGCGAGUCACACCUGUGCGUGGCAAACUGCGGGGACUCCAGGGCGGUGCUGUCGAGGGGAGGGAUGGCCUACAGGCUGACAAGGGAUCACAAACCUGACCUUGAGGACGAGCAGGAGCGCAUAAACAGCUGUGGUGGGGUUGUUCUGAACUUCAAUGGCGUGAGAGUAAUGGGCCUGCUGGCCAUGUCACGUGCCCUUGGGGACCACUGCCUCAGGGAUGUUGGGGUCAUUGCUUACCCUGAGGUCACGAUAGUCGGCCGCCAGCCUGGGGACGAAUUCCUGGUGCUGGCCACCGACGGCCUCUGGGACGCCCUCGCUGACCGCGAAGCCUGCGAUGUGGCACGGAAAUGCUUCCAGCGGGUGGAGGAGCGGGGCGCUGGAGCAAAAAUCGCCGCCAGGCUGCUCGUGAGGGCGGCCCUGGAGAGAGGGUCCACGGACAAUGUCACUGUGACUGUCGUGGAUCUGCAUGGCCAGCCACAGGUGUAG
This is a messenger RNA of Ostreobium quekettii, 1791 nucleotides long. The record is from the annotation of a GenBank genome assembly. Lineage: Eukaryota; Viridiplantae; Chlorophyta; Ulvophyceae; Bryopsidales; Ostreobiaceae.